GCAGUAUCACUACAUAGUCCUUACAUAUCUUUAGUCUUUCGUUAUUAUACACCUCGCACAACAUGAGGUGAUUGCAUACUAUACUUGGACAUCGAUAACCACACCCAUCACCAUGUCUACGCAAGGCCGCCGAACACAUUACCAGCCGCCAUGGGGCAACGCCAACAUUAUCGGUGUAGCUGGUAGCUCAGGGUCUGGUAAGACAUCUCUGGCGAUGGCUAUUGUGGCUUCUAUGAACCUACCUUGGGUGGUGAUUCUCUCGAUGGAUUCGUUCUACAAACCGUUGACCCCCGAGCAAUCAGCUAUGGCUUUCAGGAACGAGUACGACUUCGAUUCGCCGGAAGCUAUUGACUUUGAUAUCCUGGUCGAACGGCUAAGAGAUAUCAAGGCUGGCAAAGUUGCCGAAGUGCCUGUAUACUCUUUCGCGAAGCACUCAAGACUUGAGCAAACUACCACAGUCUACUCACCUCAUGUUGUGAUUUUAGAGGGCAUCUUUGCUCUGCAUGAUCAGCGAGUCUUGGAUAUGCUCGAUCUUAAGAUAUUUGCCGAAGCAGACUCUGACCUCUGUCUGUCACGACGCUUGGUCCGAGACGUCAAAGAGCGUGGUCGUGACAUCGAAGGCUGCAUCAAGCAGUGGUUUGGCUUUGUCAAGCCCAAUUUCUACAAAUAUGUCGCACCGCAGCGUGAGAUCGCUGAUCUCAUCGUUCCUCGAGGUAUCGAGAACAAGGUCGCCAUUUCUAUGGUUGCUGAUCAAGUGCGAAAAACACUCAAGGAUAAGUCAGCACAGCAUCAGAUGGAGCUCCGCCGUCUUGGGCAAAUUGCUGAGGAUAGACCUUUGCACGUCAAUGCAAAGGUUCUGGAGCAGACCAAUCAAGUGAGGGGCAUGCAUACUAUGCUCAUGAAUCGAAGCACUUCCAAGGAGGACUUCGUGUUCUACUUUGACCGGAUGGUUGCACUGCUUAUUGAGACAGCGGUAGACUUCAUGCCUUUCACACCGAGACAGGUCCUCACGCCACAGGACAACCUUUACAUGGGCCUCAAGAAAGAAGGUGAGGUCAGUGCAGUGGUUGUCCUUCGUGGUGGUAGUGCAUUCGAAACCGGUCUGCGGCGCACAAUACCAGACUGUGUUACAGGACGAGUUUUGAUCCAGACGAACUACCGCACAGGAGAGCCUGAACUACACUACCGGGCACUUCCUCCAAACAUCGCACAGCACAGCCUGGUACUGGUUCUUGAUCCGCAAUUCUCCUCCGGUGCUGCGGCCUUGAUGGCAGUCCAAGUCUUGGUGGAUCAUGGUGUCCCAGAAGAGAGGAUAGCAUUCGUCACAUAUGCAGCUGGUCGCGUUGGUAUGAAUCGUGUGCUGAGUGUCUUCCCGGAGAUCAAGAUAGUGGUAGCGAGGAUUGGAGAUGACAUGGAGAACCGCUGGGUUGAAACAAAGUAUCUGGGAUGUUGAGAGAAAUGCAUUGCUAGAAAGGCCGAGAAUGGACCCAUGGUUGCAUUUACAUGCAUCGCACGCGCUCCCUAGAGUCGCAUUAGGAAUUCUCUCUUUUUUCAAUGCAAUUUCUUCUAAACUACAAGGGUCUAUGCAAUGCCUGCCAACUCAGGUCUUAAAUUGCUCAAACGCCCUGCUGAUGAUUAGGCAGACAAUACCGUACGCCGCAUGCAACUCUAGCCCCAAUGCCAUGUCGCACAAGUACGUGCAGUGGGUAUCAUAAGAAGUACUCUGUUGUCACAUCCUUGCCCUGCUGUUGUUGCUGCUCAGCU
This is a messenger RNA of Didymella exigua CBS 183.55, 1764 nucleotides long. Its product is annotated as uridine-cytidine kinase 2. The transcript has 3 exons. Gene Ontology annotation, cellular component: cytoplasm. Lineage: Eukaryota; Fungi; Ascomycota; Dothideomycetes; Pleosporales; Didymellaceae. The record is from RefSeq and is a predicted model, not a curated record. Bases 113 to 1453 code for a protein of 446 amino acids. Gene Ontology annotation, molecular function: ATP binding; kinase activity.